This is a messenger RNA of Penaeus vannamei (Pacific white shrimp), 2521 nucleotides long. Its product is annotated as sodium- and chloride-dependent GABA transporter 1. Gene Ontology annotation, biological process: sodium ion transmembrane transport. Gene Ontology annotation, cellular component: plasma membrane. The record is from RefSeq and is a predicted model, not a curated record. Lineage: Eukaryota; Metazoa; Arthropoda; Malacostraca; Decapoda; Penaeidae.
GUUCCACAAGGGCGCGCGAGUGAAAGACAAGAAGGGAACUGCCGUUAGUGACUCUGUGAGGAGCCGCGAGACCUUCAGAAAUGGGACGAUCACCGGACGAGGGCCACGACCGAGGCCAUUGGGGCAACAAGUGGGACUACCUCCUCUCGCUCGCUGGUUAUGCCAUUGGGAUCGGCAACGUGUGGCGGUUCCCUUACCUCUGCUACAGGAACGGGGGAGGGGCCUUCCUGGUACCAUACGUCAUAAUGCUGGUGUUGGUGGGACUGCCUCUGUUUCUGCUCGAGUCAGCUGUUGGGCAGUUCAGCUCCUCGAGUUGCCUCACGCUAUUUUCCGUCGCUCCUAUGUUUAAAGGAAUCGGUUAUUCUUCGCUGCUGGUGACCCUAAUAGCCAGCACUUACUACAGCGUUGUGGUGGCCUACCCCCUCGUCUUCCUCUUCCAUUCAUUCAGCAGCCAGUUGCCUUGGGCCUCGUGUGGCAACUAUUGGAACAGCCCGCAGUGUGCGCUGAUUGCUUCAACCAACUUUACAAAUUCGACAGAAAGGGCAGUAUCAGCAGCUGAUGAAUUUUUUCAUAACCGCGUCCUGGAGAUUUCUUCAAACAUCGAUGAACCAAAUGGUUUUGUGUGGCCCAUUGUGAACACGACUCUCUUUGUUUGGACAUUUGUAUUCCUCUGUGUUUUCAGAGGUGUUAAAGUUGUCGGAAAGGUCGUGUGGUUCACCUCCUCGUUCCCCUUUCUUAUGCUGAUAAUUCUGUUCUUUCGAGGUGUGACGCUCCCGGGUGCCUGGGACGGAAUUUAUUUCUACAUUUACCCGGAUUUCAGCAAGCUUGGGGACCUCAAGGUUUGGGCGGACGCGGCGGUUCAGAUCUUCUUCUCGAUCGGCACAGGAUGGGGCUCCUUGGCCACCUUGGGCUCCUUCAACAAGUUCCGCAACAACUGCCUCCGCGACGCCCUCUUCGUGCCCGUCCUCAACUGCGCCACCUCCUUCUUCGCCGGCUUCGUGGUGUUCUCCGUCCUCGGGUUCAUGGCGCACAAGACCGGCACCUCCGUGGAUAGUGUCACGGCCGCUGGUCCCGCCCUGGCGUUCAUCACGUACCCGGAGGCGCUGUCGCUCAUGCCCUUCGCGCCGCUCUGGGCCGUCCUCUUCUUCCUCAUGCUCUUCUUCCUCGGCAUCGACUCCAUCUUCGUGCAGAUCGAGAACCUGGUGACGUCUGUGGUGGACGAGUUCCCUGUUCUCCGCGCCAGGAAGGGCUGGGUCACGUUCGCGGCGUGCGCGCUCAUGUUCCUCGGCGCUCUCUCCUGCUGCACGAGGGGCGGGAUGUACGUGCUGCUGCUGCUCGACUGGUACUCAGCUUCUAUCACGGUGGUGUUUGCGGGACUGUGUGAACUCAUCGUGUUUUCUUAUAUAUAUGGGGCGGGCCGAGCCGUGCGGGACCUUCAGAUGAUGACCAAGAAGGCCGUAGGGAUGUUCUGGUACGUCGCCUGGAUCUCCGUCACGCCCCUCCUCCUCCUGUUCAUCUUCAUCAACUCCAUGGCCAGUAUGACAGCUGUCAGUUAUCGUGAUGUCAUAUUCCCGUCUUGGGCCCAGAACGUCGGCUGGCUCAGCGCCCUGGCCUCCUUCGCCGGCGUCCCCGCCUACGCUGUAUAUUACUUCUCGCGUCAAGGGGCUCUCUCUCCAAGCGCCUCAUGACCGGUAUCACGCCCACAAGCAGCUGGGGCCCCGCCCUCGAGGAUCACAAAGCGGCGUGGGCGGAAUACGUCAGAUCGCACCCCCUGCGUCAUCGCCUCCUUCACCCGAGGUUCUCCCCCAGCGCCUCCUCCCCCUCCGGCCCCACCUCCUCCUCCUACCCCUCCUCCUCCUCCUCCUCCGCUGAGGCGAAACUCCUCGAACUCCGACCCGGCGGCGGAGACGCGGCUGCCGAUAAGGGGAGUCCGGUCUGAAGACUGCGCUGUGUCCGUAUUCUUCUCGUUCUUCUUUUUGUCUUUUUGUUUGCGUCUGUGUGUGUGGCUGUGCGUUCCGUCUGUCCAGUUCCUUUCCGCAACGACCUGACCGCCAAUUUACUCCCAGCCGGGUCGUUUGGGGUGUGGAUCGAGCGCGAACACUGUACCUUGUGAAUCCUCUAUCACUUAUCUCUGCCACCUCGACAUCUACACACACACACAUAUAUGCAUAUGUAUACGUAUGUGUGUGUGUGUGUUGACUUACAUACUUAAAUAUAUGCGCACCUGUGGUUAUACAUUGUUUUCAUUUCUAUCUCUUUUUCAUUUCUUUCAAAGGGAAGGGGUUUUCGUAAUGGUACCUCAAAAAUAUUGGUGCUCUGGUAGAUAGGAAGUGAGAAUUAGAGAGACGGAGGGGAAAAAACAACAAAGGAGAGAGAGAGAGAGAGACAGAGAGAGGGUGAAAAUUUAUACCAAUAAUUAUAGCUGCUCGAUGUAGCUGUUGUUGUUUUUUUAUAUAUAAAACAGGUUCAGACAUUUGCGAUGUUAUGGAAUAAAGAAAAAAAACAAAUAUGUUUUUCUUUC